AUGGCAUCGAAGAACUACCUCAUCAGCUUCGUGCUGGCCCUCAUCAGCCUUUGGAACCUCGCUUUGAGUGCUCAGCCAAAACUUGACUACACCAAACCGAGUGCGGAAGUUGGUUUGCGUCUUAAGGGUUACGAUCCCAAAACCAGCCCUGGAUUUCCUCAUGAGUUUGGAUUUGGACACUAUUACCAGGGAGACAUUAUUCUAAGACCUACACUGUCGCCUAAGGAAGGGGGUCGGCUUGCACUGAAUGAUCAAUUCGUCAUCGAAAAAUGGUUCGCUGCUACUGUUCCCUAUGUCAUCCAGGGGAACUUCACUGAACGGGAACUGGGGCUUCUGCAGGAUUCCUUCGCACAGUUUGCCGCACAGACAUGCGUCCGUUUUGUGCCCCGCACCAACCAGCUUCACUAUGUGACGAUCACGAACGCCGACGAGGGCUGCUACUCGUACGUAGGACGCAGUCCUCACAACGAGUACAACCGGAUCAACCUGCAGACACCCGAGUGCUUCACGGACGUUGGAACACCGGUGCACGAGAUGAUGCACUCGAUCGGAUUUUUCCAUGAGUUCACUCGCUAUGACCGUGACCAAUACGUUACGAUCGACACAGCAAAUCUCCGUCCGGAAUAUCAAGAUCCCGAUUUCAUUGCGACCAACUUUGGCAUAAUGGAUCCUGCUAUUACCACAACGUACAACGUUCCGUACAACUAUCGCAGUGUAAUGCACUACUCGCGCUAUGCCGGCGCGAUCGGUCUCUGCUGUCCAGUGAUAAACAACACCAAACCGUACUUUGGAGACUUUGGUAGCAUCGCGGGAUUGACGCCUCUCGACACGAAACAGAUUAACGCAAAGUACUGUAAGAAAUCCGGCUUAUGA
Anopheles coustani is the source of this 873-nucleotide messenger RNA. Its product is annotated as astacin-like. Gene Ontology annotation, biological process: proteolysis. The record is from RefSeq and is a predicted model, not a curated record. The transcript has 4 exons. Gene Ontology annotation, molecular function: metalloendopeptidase activity; zinc ion binding. NCBI's taxonomy places the organism in Eukaryota, Metazoa, Arthropoda, Insecta, Diptera, Culicidae. Bases 1 to 873 code for a protein of 290 amino acids.